CUGUGCAAGUUUUUUAAUGAAUUAAUAUCAAAACAAACCGCUUCUUCAACAGGUAUUAAAGUGUUCUUCUAUACUACUUAAUUAAAUCAGUAUUGGGCCAUUCACAAAGGAUGUCCGAGUCGAGGGGGGAGGGGGGUUUGGAAAAUCAGGACAAACUCGGACAUAGGGGGGGAGGGGGGUGUUUUAGCAAUCCGGAUGUCCGAAAUUUAAAAAAAAUUCAAAAACAAAUUUCUUUUUCCCUCUAUUUUGAGCAGUCCUUCCCAUUGUGAAAUUGGCAUUUUGACUAUGCGGUUAACACUAGAUUUUGUUUUAAUUAGUAAUUUAUAUGUUUUUGUGUUCACAUUUACAGUUAUAAAAAGUUCUAAAAGUAAAAAAAGUUUUUCACUCUUGAUAUAUACAAGGUUGUGUGAGUUUUUGCGAGGCAUGGCGGAUGUCCGGGGGGGGGUGUCACUAAUUCGGACAAUCUCGGACAAGGGGGGGAGGGGGGGGGGUCUGAAAAUCCAUCAUUUGGCCGGACAUCCUUUGUCAAUGGCCCCUAUAGUGUUUCCAUCUUUUACAGUGUUUUGGUGCAUGCUGAGAUGGACGCUCGUCUUCUCUUUGUUUCUAUACUGUAUACAAUUCUCAUGACUUAAAUUGUUAUGCAUGUGUUUUGCAUAGUCCGUUAUAUCUCAAAUGAAGAACGUCUACUGCAUAUUUAUGCGGAUCCAGCCGAGAUAGAAAUAGACCAAAAUUAUUCAGGACCUGAAAUAAUUUUUCCACUGGAGUUGGACAGCGUACUUGAUCUCGUGCGUUACUUUCAGCAGGGAAAG
Molecule: messenger RNA, 809 nt
Organism: Paramuricea clavata
Lineage: Eukaryota; Metazoa; Cnidaria; Anthozoa; Malacalcyonacea; Plexauridae
Source: the annotation of a GenBank genome assembly